Molecule: messenger RNA, 2351 nt
Organism: Labrus mixtus (cuckoo wrasse)
Lineage: Eukaryota; Metazoa; Chordata; Actinopteri; Labriformes; Labridae
Gene: kcnf1b
Product: potassium voltage-gated channel, subfamily F, member 1b
Exons: 1
Coding region: 236-1555 (439 amino acids)
Biological process (GO): potassium ion transmembrane transport; protein homooligomerization
Cellular component (GO): voltage-gated potassium channel complex; membrane
Molecular function (GO): protein binding; voltage-gated potassium channel activity
Source: RefSeq, a predicted model, not a curated record
GUGUGUGUGUGUGUGUGUGUGUGUGUUUGUGUGUGUGUGUGAGAGAGAGAGAGAGUGAGAGAUGGAAGGUGUGAGGAAAAGCUGGUCUCCCAAGCUGUGACAUUCAGUGCAUGGAAACAGUCUUAAGAGGAAACAUUUACGCGCUGGAGUCAUGGACAUCCACUCUGGUUUAAACGCUUUAUUCUAAAAUAAAAUAAAAAACUUUCUUUGUAAGCCGAACAUUUUUUUUUUUAAAAUGUGGACAAUUCCGAAACCAAACUAUAGGACUGAUUUGUGCUCCGAGGGGAAGAUCACUGUGAACAUCGGCGGGGUCCGAGUUGUGCUCUUCGGGGAUGUUUUGAAACGCUACCCGGAGAGCAGACUGGCCGAGUUGUUGAACUGUUCAAGUCAGAAUCCUGAAGCUAUCUCGUCGCUAUGUGAUGACUUCGAUCCGGGAAGAAAGGAGUUUUACUUUGACAGAGAUCCUGACGCUUUUAAGUGCAUCAUCGAAGUUUACUACUUUGAUGAAAUCCACAUGAAACGCGGGAUUUGCCCCAUUUGUUUUAUCAAGGAGAUGGAGUUCUGGAAAAUAGAUUCUAGUGUUUUAGAUGAGUGCUGUAAAAGUUACCUAAGUGAGAAAGAGGAGGAGCUGAAUGAGAUCGCGAACAAAGUGAAAGUUAUUCUGGAGGAUCUGGAGGUGGAUCAGUGCAUUACGCGCGCCCAGAGGUGCCAGAGGUUCCUGUGGAGGCUGAUGGAGAAGCCGGGCUCUUCACUGCCGGCGCGCAUCAUCGCCAUAACCUCCUUCCUCUCCGUCCUGGUCUCAGCGGUUGUGAUGUGCAUGGGGACCAUCCCGGAGCUGCAGGUGACGGACACGGAGGGGAAACAGGUGGAGCACCCUAUCCUGCAGGCGAUCGAGACCGCAUGCAUGUCCUGGUUCACAGCGGAGUACCUGCUGCGUCUCGCCUCCUCUCCCAACAAGCUGUACUUCGCGCUCUCCAUCAUGAACAUUAUAGACUUUAUGGCUAUUAUUCCUUUCUACGUGGUCCUAUCUCUCACUUAUCUGGGCACCACAUCCAUGAUGGAGCUGGGUAACGUCCAGCAGGCUGUGCAGGCGCUCCGCAUCAUGCGCAUCGCGCGUGUUUUCAAGCUGGCGCGCCACUCCUCCGGGCUGCAGACUCUCACCUACGCGCUGAAGAGGAGCCUUAAGGAGCUGGGGCUUCUCCUCAUGUACAUGGGCGUGGGGAUCUUUGUGUUCUCAGCGCUGGCUUACACCAUGGAGCAAAACCACCCAGAGACCCUCUUCCGGAGCAUCCCGCAGUCCUUUUGGUGGGCCAUCAUCACCAUGACCACGGUUGGCUACGGCGACAUCUACCCUAAAACCACGCUCGGAAAGUGCAACGCAGCCGUGAGCUUUCUGUGCGGGGUGAUAGCCAUCGCCUUGCCUAUCCACCCCAUCAUUAAUAACUUUGUGGUCUUCUACAAUAAGCAGAAAGUGUUGGAGACUGCGGCGAAGCACGAGGUGGAGCUGAUGGAGCUGAAGUCGGAUGAGGACGCGCGCAGGAAAAGCAGGGAUUAAGACGUGGAGGCACCAGAGCUGUUAGACCUUUCAAAAACUGCACUCAGACUGGACCAUAAGGACAGUUUCAUUUUUGAAUGUUGAUAACACUUACAGUAUCAAAAGCUACAAAAAGAAACCUAAAACUAGACCCUGGCAUUACAACAAUGAGACGUUUUAUGCACAGCUCCAUGCAGGGAUAACCUGUACAGCUAAACCAGCUCUUCUUCGUUGUUUCUGUCGCUGCCUUGUCUGUGCAACAUGCUGCUUAUUCCAUCCUGCAGUUAUUUAACUGUUGUAAAGUGUGACUGCUGUUGUCGUGAAAUAAUAAAAAGUUGCGCAUGAAAAAAAUCUGGUGUAGAGGAUUAUUAAAGCAACACCAGGGACCUGCUAAACGAAAAGGGAAAUGUCUGAAUUAUUUGCCAUCAGCCAUACAAAAACAACUUUUUAUAGGAGGAGAGAUCAAAUCACGUUUGGUUGAAUGUAAUCAGUUUCAUUGUAUAUUGAUCACAUCGACAGAUAAGACAGCGUGACAUAGCUUCUCAUAUGAAUAAAAUCAGAUAUGAGUCAUUGAUUUAUUUUUUUAACUAAAGUCAGUUGUAGUGCAACAAUUUGCAUUAAGACAGCUUCAUGAAGCAUCUGCAUGGUGUGGCUGGCUGACAUCACUGACAAGCCGCUCAUGAUGCCAUUCUCUAUUGUUUCACAACACGUGUUGUGAAACAAUAUUUUUGCACAAAUGUUAUAUGUGCAUGUCUGUUUUUACACAUCCACUUUCAAGUAGUCGAGUGUUAAAACCAAACAAUCUUAUCUUAUUUUG